ACAUCUCUCAGUCCCAUCUACCUCUUUAAAACAACCUCACCACUUCACCCAUUUUCUGAUCUCUCACGCUCAAUUCCUGCAGCAAAGUUUACUUCACCCAUUUCUGAUCUCUCACACUCAAUUCCUGCAGCCAAGUUUCACGAAACAAACAUCCUACACCAACUACUCAAGGUUCAGGCUGCAAGUGAAAGCUAAAGAAGAGAGUUCUCUACGCCUGUUGUGAGAACGAAUAAGUUGUAGUGUGAUACUUCAAGCCAAGCAAAUAGGCUACUAGUUUUUCAGACUUGCAGGUUACUGAUCUAGGAUGGCCUUGGUCACAACAGCUGAAGUGUGUGAUACUAAUCCGCAACUUAUAGUGAGUGGUGAACUCCGAGCACUCCAUCCAAUUUUCCAGAUUUAUGGUAGGCGGCAAGUGUUCUCCGGCCCAGUUGUUACUUUGAAAGUGUUUGAAGAUAAUGUUUUGGUACGUGAGUUUCUUGAGGAGAAGGGCAAUGGAAGGGUUCUUGUUGUUGAUGGAGGUGGUAGUUUGAGAUGCGCGAUAUUGGGUGGUAACCCGGUUGUACAAGCUCAGAACAAUGGAUGGGCUGGUAUUAUAGUCAAUGGCUGCAUAAGGGAUGUGGAUGAAAUCAAUGGUUGUGACAUUGGGGUAAGAGCUCUGGCCUCACACCCGAUAAAAGCAAAUAAGAAAGGGGUUGGAGAAAAGCACGUACCUGUGAACAUUGCUGGGACCAGAAUCUGUGAUGGAGAGUGGAUGUAUGUGGACACUGAUGGUAUUUUGGUCUCUAAAACAGAGCUGUCGGUUUGAAACCAUCUCUGCUCGAUUGGCCGGAAGUUCUGUGGUAUGCUCUUCAGGAUUAUACUGAUUUUUGCUGUUUGAUAUCAUUUGUGAUUCUAUUCCCUCGACUUCAUGAUGAACUAAUAAGUUAUAACGAUAGUAUGUACUGUAAUAUGUAUGCUUGUGUUCUAAACUUACAUUCUAGUAGCCACUGGUGUUGUAUGCUAUUUUACUGUAUUCUUGUAUCUGAGUAUUUUCUUGAUUAAUCAUUUCACCCUUUUAAGCUA
This is a messenger RNA of Salvia miltiorrhiza (redroot sage), 1062 nucleotides long. Its product is annotated as putative 4-hydroxy-4-methyl-2-oxoglutarate aldolase 2. Lineage: Eukaryota; Viridiplantae; Streptophyta; Magnoliopsida; Lamiales; Lamiaceae. Bases 305 to 805 code for a protein of 166 amino acids. The record is from RefSeq and is a predicted model, not a curated record. The transcript has 5 exons. Gene Ontology annotation, molecular function: ribonuclease inhibitor activity. Gene Ontology annotation, biological process: regulation of RNA metabolic process.